AAAGUGAGGCGAUUUUAAAAAUAAGUUGUUAUUUAAGAAAUCUCAAAUUUGAAUGACUAAUGAUGAAGGGUUGCAGCGUCAGCUGCUUCAAGAAUUGCAAAAACAACGAUUCCAACAGUUGGGUCAUCAGUUAACUUCAAUCUGUUGGGAUAAAUGUGUUACGAAAUUAAGUAAUUCACUUGACUCUAGAACUGAGAGUUGUAUAGUCAAUUGUGUAGAGCGUUACAUUGAUGUUUCCGGUGCACUUACUCGUCGUCAGAAUGAAACACGUUUAGGAUUUAUGGAUGUACAACCUAAUGAUUAGUUAAUAAAGAUAUAUCGAUUGCAAAUUUCUUUCUUCUCGAUUCAAACCUUUGAUUUUUUCCAAAAUAAUUCAUUGACCUGACUUAUAUUUCAGAUGAUUAAUUUCCCCUCAAUACGUCUGCUUAAAUGCACUGUUGGAUCUGCAUUUUGUUCAGUGCCGUUUUCACGUUUAUUAUCAAAUACAACUACUUAUCCGGAGUAUGGAAUCACAAAUAUUCAAGAUGAUAGUGAUUUUGACAAACGUGUAUUAAAUAAUUCAGCACCCGUCAUUGUUGACUUUCAUGCUAAAUGGUGUGGACCUUGUAAAAUUUUAGGUCCAAGGUUGGAAAAUAUAAUGAAAUCGUAUAUGAAUUCUGUGCUACUCGCUAAAGUUGAUGUCGAUCAGUUAGAUACUGUUGCCGAAAAAUAUAAGAUUAAAGUUGUUCCAACUGUGAUUUCCAUCAAAAAUGGCAAAGAAAUUGAACGUUUUGAAGGAGCCAAAGAAGAGGAGUUCAUUAGACGUAAAAUAGAAUAUGUAUUAGCGCAUAAUGGUUAGACGCGACAAUUCAAUAUAAUAACGUUUGAAUUGAUAAUUUUCUUCAACUAAUCAACCAAUUAAUAGAUUUCCUAUUGUUCCCUUGUUAAAUAUUUUAGGAUGUUUCUAUGUGCAUUUCUUAAAAUGUAUGAUUGUUAUAUAUGAAACUGGUUGCAUUAAGUUUAAGUGUAACUAUACUUGAUCAUUAUUGUGUGCUUUUUGUUUCCUGUAAUUGAAUGAUAUCUUCAAACUAGUCAUAGUUUAAUGAAUGAAAAAUUAUUG
This is a messenger RNA of Schistosoma mattheei, 1099 nucleotides long. The record is from the annotation of a GenBank genome assembly. Lineage: Eukaryota; Metazoa; Platyhelminthes; Trematoda; Strigeidida; Schistosomatidae.